AUGAAAUCUCAAGGAAAUGAACCCACUUCAUUUACCUCCCCUGAAACUCAAGAAAAUGUUGUAGAAAAUGGUGGUGGUACAAGUACUAGUAAUGUACCACUGGAGGAGGAAGAAUUGCUAUAUGAUGUUGAACUACUUCCCCAUGAUCCGGGAAAAAGAAUGAAUAUAAUGAAUUAUCCCCCAAAUCAAAGAAAUGCGGUGAAGUUGAAAAUAAUAUGGGAGGUGAUGCAUUUGUUGAUGGAGGGUUUAGGAAAUGGAAUAAACCGGAAUGAUUUGAGAAGCAUGUUGGUGGAAUUAAGAGUGCUCAUAAUCUUGCGUAUGAGAAGUUUGGCAUUUCGUGGCCAUGAUGAAAGUGAUGAGUCUCAUAAUAGGGGUAAUUUCAUUGAGCUAUUGAAAUGGUUAGGAGAAGAGGUUAAGGAAGUAGGUGAUCAUACUCUUGAAAAUGCACCCGGAAAUUGUCAAAUGACUUCUCCCCCGAUCCAAAAAGACAUUAUUAAUUGUUGUGCAAAAGAAACGACUAAGUGCAUAAUUGAAGAGCUUGGUGAUGAUUACUUUUCUAUAUUGGCCGAUGAGUCAAGUGACGUGUCCCAAAAAGAGAAACUAGCUCUUGUUUUGCGCUUUGUUGAUAGAAAUAGUGGAAAGGUAAUGGAGAGAUUUUUAGGCAUUGUUCAUGUUGGUGAUACUACCGCUUUAUCUCUUAAAGAUGCAAUUAUGUCACUACUUGUGGAAUAUUCAUUGAGCCCAUCUAUGAUUAGAGGGAAAGGGUAUGAUGGGGCUAGUAAUAUGAAGGGUGAAAUAAAUGGCCUUAAGACUUUGAUUAUGAAUGAUACUCCAAGAGCCUACUAUAUACAUUGUUUUGCUCAUCAACUUCAACUAUCACUAGUUGUCGUUACUAAAAGAAAUGAUAGUUGUGGUUGGCUUUUUGAAAUACUUGCAAACUUGUUGAAUGUUGUUGGAGUUUCUUGCAAAAGAAGAGAAAUGAUUCGUAAUAGUCAAGCUCAAGAAGUUGCUCAAGCAUUGGAAGUGGGGGAAAUUUUGAGUGGAUCGGGUUUGAAUCAAGAGCUGGGUUUGAAGAGGCCCAAAGAUACUUGUUGGGGAUCCCAUUACAAGUGUCUUGUAAAUGUCAUCCGCUUGUUUUCUAUAAUUGUUAAGGUACUUGUUCACAUUGGGAAACAUGGUGCAUCGGAAGAUAAGUUUAAAGCUCAAAUUGUUUUAGGACAAUUAGAGUCAUUUGAUUUUAUUUUUGUUGCUUACUUGAUGUUGACUAUUUUUAGUUACACUAAUGAUUUGUGUAUUGCUUUGCAAAGAAAGGAGCAAGAUAUUGUAAAUGCCAUGUGUAGGAAAUAA
Chenopodium quinoa (quinoa) is the source of this 1347-nucleotide messenger RNA. RefSeq names its product zinc finger MYM-type protein 1-like. The transcript has 3 exons. The record is from RefSeq and is a predicted model, not a curated record. The coding region runs from base 1 to 1347 and encodes 448 amino acids. Lineage: Eukaryota; Viridiplantae; Streptophyta; Magnoliopsida; Caryophyllales; Amaranthaceae.